AUGCAUUAUUUCCCAAAAUUAGAUAUAAGGAAAUUUGAAUGGGUUCGCAACCCAUUUCUCAUAACGAAUACUUCUGUAUUUGACUUAACUUUGAAUCAAGAAGAAGAAGUCGAAGAAGAAGAAGAAGAAGAAGAAGAAGAAAAAGAAGAAGAAAAAGAAGAAGAAAAAGAAGAAGAAGAAAAACUCAUUUUGCUUUCCAAUAUUCGAGAUUUAAUUUUAAAACAUUCAGAAGAAUCAAUUAAUUUAUUUUGGAUUAACAUUAGAUGCGAUUAUCCAAUGAUAGCCAAAAAAGCUUCAAACAUAUUAUUACAAUUUUCCACAUCUUAUUUGUGUGAAUUCGGAUUUUCAGCAUUAACCAACAUUAAAAUUAAAAUGUAG
Molecule: messenger RNA, 378 nt
Organism: Psylliodes chrysocephalus
Lineage: Eukaryota; Metazoa; Arthropoda; Insecta; Coleoptera; Chrysomelidae
Source: the annotation of a GenBank genome assembly